CCCAAGAGCCGGGGUGGGGGGGGCUUUGUGCGCGGCGGCGGCGGUGUCGGCGGCGGCGGCGGGAGCGCGAGCGGGCGGCGGCACGGAGGCGCGGAGGCGGGGGCCGACGAGGCUGUGCGCGGGACGCCGCGGAGAGGUGUGCAGGUUCUGAGUAGAACCCCGAGAACCCUAUCGCCCUGUCGGGCCGCCAGCCACACGCUCUUCUCCAGCACCAGCGGCUGCGCGGCGGCCCCCGUCCCGUCGCCUUCCUUCCCACUCCACCGCCCGCAGCCUUCCUCCACCCCGCAGCGCGGCCGGCCCGGGCCAGCCGUGGCCCACGUCGGUGCGGGCCGCCAUGGCUGAUGCGCCCGGCGCGGGGGAAAUCUAGUCCGGGGAUUUCAUGCGGCCUAGCUUGGUUCCGUCUCCUACCCCCGCGGCUCCGGCAGCUGCCCGAACCCUCGCCUGACUCCGGGCCUCCGUGUCUCUCCUGUGAUCGCACUGACACGGCCGGGGGGUUAGAAUGGAACAAACUGAAGGCCCGGUGAGAGAAAGGGAAAGUUAAGGAUGCUGGAGCAGAACAAUGGAUUUCUCUUUCUCUUUCAUGCAAGGGAUCAUGGGAAACACAAUUCAGCAACCACCUCAACUCAUUGACUCCGCCAACAUCCGUCAGGAGGAUGCCUUUGAUAACAACAGUGACAUUGUUGAAGAUGGUGGCCAGACACCGUAUGAAGCUACCUUGCAACAAGGCUUUCAGUAUCCACCUACAACAGAAGACCUUCCUCCACUCACAAAUGGCUACCCACCAUCGAUCAGCAUGUAUGACACUCAAACCAAAUACCAACCAUAUAAUCAGUAUCCCAAUGGGUCAGCCAAUGGUUUUGGUGCAGUUAGAAACUUUAGUCCCACUGACUAUUACCAUUCAGAAAUUCCAAACACAAGACCACAUGAAAUUCUGGAAAAACCUUCCCCUCCACAGCCACCACCCCCUCCUUCGGUACCACAAACUGUGAUUCCAAAGAAGACUGGCUCACCUGAAAUUAAACUAAAAAUAACCAAAACUAUCCAGAAUGGCAGGGAAUUGUUCGAGUCUUCUCUUUGUGGAGACCUUUUAAAUGAAGUACAGGCAAGUGAGCACACAAAGUCAAAGCAUGAAAGCAGAAAGGAAAAAAGGAAAAAAAGCAACAAGCAUGACUCAGCCAGAUCUGAAGAGCGCAAGGCUCACAAAAUUCCCAAAUUAGAACCAGAGGAACAAAAUAGACCAAAUGAGAGGCUGGACCCAACACCAGAAAAACCAAGAGCAGAGCCUGUAAUCAAAGAGACUGCCCCGGUUCAGCCAAUACUGUCUUCUGUUUCAACAACAGAAGUGUCCACUGGUAUUAAGUUCCAGGUUGGUGAUCUGGUUUGGUCCAAGGUGGGAACCUAUCCUUGGUGGCCUUGUAUGGUUUCAAGUGAUCCCCAGCUUGAGGUUCAUACCAAAAUUAACACAAGAGGUGCCCGGGAAUACCAUGUCCAAUUUUUUAGCAACCAGCCAGAGAGGGCAUGGGUUCAUGAAAAGCGUGUACGGGAGUAUAAAGGUCAUAAACAGUAUGAAGAAUUACUGGCUGAGGCAACCAAGCAAGCCAGCAAUCACUCUGAAAAACAAAAGAUUCGGAAACCCCGACCUCAAAGAGAACGUGCCCAGUGGGAUAUUGGCAUUGCCCAUGCAGAGAAAGCAUUGAAAAUGACUCGAGAAGAAAGAAUAGAACAGUAUACCUUCAUCUAUAUUGAUAAACAGCCUGAAGAGACUUUAUCCCAAGCAAAAAAGAAUGUUACCUCCAAGACUGAUGUUAAAAAACCCCGAAGACCAAGAUCUGUGCUGAAUACUCAACCAGAACAGACCAAUGCAGGGGAGGUGGCCUCCUCACAAUCAAGUACUGAAAUUCGGAGGCAGAGCCAGAGGCGGCAUACAAGCACGGAAGAGGAAGAACCACCUCCUGUUAAAAUAGCCUGGAAGACAGCAGCUGCAAGGAAAUCUUUACCAGCUUCCAUUACCAUGCACAAAGGGGGCCUGGAUUUGCAGAAGUGCAACAUGUCUCCUGUUGUAAAAAUUGAACAAGUGUUUGCUCUUCAGAAUGCAACAGGAGAUGGAAAAUUUAUUGAUCAAUUCGUUUAUUCAACAAAGGGAAUUGGUAACAAAACGGAAAUAAGUGUCAGGGGGCAAGACAGACUUAUAAUCUCUUCACCAAAUCAGAAAAGUGAAAAGCCAACUCAGAAUAUAUCAUCUCCUGAAGCAACAUCCUGUCCUACAGGCUCAGUAGAAAAGAAACAACAGAGAAGAUCAAUUAGGACUCGAUCUGAAUCAGAGAAAUCCACUGAGGUUGUGCCAAAGAAGAAGAUCAAAAAGGAGCAGGUUGAAACAGUUCCUCAAGCUACAGUGAAGACUGGAUUACAAAAAGGUGCCAGCGAGAUUUCAGAUUCCUGUAAACCUCUAAAGAAAAGGAGUCGAGCCUCAACAGAUGUAGAAAUGACUAGUUCUGCAUACAGAGACACGUCUGACUCCGAUUCUAGAGGACUGAGUGAUCUGCAGGUAGGCUUCGGAAAACAAGUAGAUAGCCCUUCAGCUACUGCAGAUGCAGACAUGUCUGAUGCACAGUCCAUGGAUUCAAAUUUGUCCCGAAGAGGUGUUGGCAGUAGGAAGGACACCGUGUGUCAGAUCUGUGAAAGCCCUGGUGACUCUCUGACUCCAUGUGAGGGAGAAUGCUGCAGACACUUUCACCUGGAAUGCCUGGGGUUGACAUCAGUUCCUGAAGGGAAGUUCAUCUGCACAGAGUGUAACACUGGGGAACACCCAUGUUUUUCAUGCAAAGUAUCUGGUAAAGAUGUGAAGCGCUGUUCUGUUGGAACUUGUGGGAAAUUUUAUCAUGAAGCCUGUGUUCGCAAAUUUCCUACUGCCAUCUUUGAGUCUAAAGGAUUCCGUUGUCCCCAACAUUGCUGCUCUGCCUGCUGUAUGGAGAAAGACAUCCACAAAGCAAGUAAAGGACGCAUGAUGAGAUGCUUGCGAUGUCCAGUCGCCUAUCACUCUGGAGAUGCUUGCAUUGCUGCUGGAAGUGUAUCUGUGACCUCCUACAUUCUCAUCUGUAGUAACCAUUCCAAACGGGCCAAUCACACUACUGCUGCUAUAAAUGUAGGCUUUUGUUUUGUUUGUGCCAGAGGGCUGAUAGUUCAGGACCAUUCAGACCCCAUGUUCAGUUCCUAUGCCUAUAAGUCCCACUACCUACUGAACGAAUCAAAUCGUGCUGAGUUGAUGAAAUUACCUAUGAUUCCUUCUUCGUCAGCUUCCAAAAAGAAAUGUGAGAAAGGUGGAAGAUUGCUCUGCUGCGAAUCGUGCCCGGCUUCCUUCCACCCAGAAUGCCUAAGCAUAGAUAUGCCAGACGGCUGCUGGAAUUGCAAUGACUGUAAAGCUGGCAAGAAACUCCAUUACAAGCAGAUUGUUUGGGUCAAAUUGGGAAAUUACAGGCAAGUUUUAUGGUGGCCAGCUGAGAUCUGCAAUCCCAGGUCUGUGCCACUGAACAUCCAAGGCCUUAAGCAUGACUUGGGGGACUUCCCUGUGUUCUUCUUUGGUUCUCAUGACUACUAUUGGGUACACCAAGGCAGAGUGUUCCCUUAUGUUGAAGGAGACAAAAGCUUUGCUGAGGGACAGACUAGUAUUAACAAGACCUUCAAAAAAGCACUGGAAGAAGCUGCCAAACGUUUCCAGGAACUGAAAGCACAAAGAGAAAGUAAAGAAGCAUUAGAGAUUGAGAAAAACUCAAGAAAACCUCCUCCUUACAAACACAUCAAAGCUAACAAAGUAAUAGGGAAGGUUCAGAUCCAGGUUGCUGACCUGUCGGAGAUCCCCCGUUGUAACUGCAAGCCUGCUGAUGAGAACCCUUGCGGCCUAGAAUCUGAGUGUCUGAACAGAAUGUUGCAGUAUGAGUGCCACCCACAGGUGUGCCCUGCUGGAGACCGCUGUCAGAACCAGUGCUUCACCAAGAGGCUGUACCCAGAUGCAGAGAUCAUCAAAACUGAGCGCAGAGGCUGGGGCCUCAGGACCAAAAGAAGCAUUAAGAAGGGUGAAUUUGUAAAUGAAUAUGUUGGUGAAUUAAUUGAUGAAGAAGAAUGUAGACUACGAAUCAAGAGAGCACACGAGAACAGUGUAACUAAUUUUUAUAUGUUAACUGUUACCAAGGACCGUAUAAUUGAUGCUGGCCCAAAAGGGAAUUAUUCUCGUUUUAUGAACCACAGUUGCAAUCCAAAUUGUGAAACACAAAAAUGGACAGUGAAUGGAGAUGUUCGAGUUGGGCUUUUUGCUCUUUGCGAUAUUCCUGCAGGGAUGGAGUUAACAUUUAAUUAUAACUUGGAUUGCCUGGGCAAUGGCAGAACAGCAUGCCACUGUGGGGCAGAUAACUGCAGUGGUUUUCUAGGAGUGCGGCCAAAGACAGCAUGUGCGUCAACAGCUGAAGAGAAGGCAAAGAAUGCUAAGUUAAAGCAGAAGAGACGGAAAAUCAAAACAGAACCAAAGCAGAUGUAUGAAGAUUACUGUUUUCAAUGUGGAGAUAGUGGAGAGCUGGUCAUGUGUGACAAAAAAGACUGUCCCAAAGCAUACCACCUUUUAUGCCUUAACCUGACUCAGCCACCAUAUGGAAAGUGGGAAUGCCCAUGGCAUCAGUGCAGCAAGUGUGGCAGUGCGGCCAUUUCCUUCUGCGAGUUCUGUCCACGCUCAUUUUGUAAAGAGCACGACAAGGGGGCUCUGGUUCCCUCUGCGCUGGAAGGCCACCUUUGCUGCUCCGAACAUGACCCCCUGUCUCCCGUGUCAUCGGAGUACUGGAGCAAGAUCAAGUGUAGAUGGGAAUCUCAAGAUCAUGGAGAAGAAGCAGGAGAAUAAAUGGAUGAUGAUUUCCUCCCCUUCCCUUUUUAUUUAAAUGAAAUGAAAAGAAGCAAGCAAGCAGAUAAUGUGUUAAAAAGAAGAGACUGUAGUACAGAUAGCCGUUGCCAUCAGAACUGCCUUAUUAACAAAAAUAGGAAAUGGUUCCACAGGCAGAAGUAGUUGGUAUGUCUGGUUUUUCUGUUAUAUUGCUUUGGGGAUUCUUUAUGGAGGGUUAAAUUCCCUUGGUUUUUCCUUGCCUUUUAUUGUACUUCAAAUCCUUUGCAGAGUGGGGCAAAGAAGUGUCUUUGCUUUUAAAGAAAAAAUUGAAAAGGAAAGUUUUGUUAAUGAGAUGGCUUAAAGUCUUAAAUGUGCUCCUUGGUUAUAGAAAGCAAAAGUAGCAUUCCUUUAUCUUCAUUUUUACAAGUUUCACAAAGUGUGUUUCAAAUGGUCUAAUCAGUGUGUGUGUGUGUGUGUGUGUGUGUGUGUGUGUGUGUGUGUGUGUUCAGUAAGGAAUUGGAGGGAAACCCUCUAGAAAAGGGUGUGACCACUUUUUGUACCUCUUUCCUGAGCGGUUGGUGGGCUGACUUCUUUCCCUUCCACGUCUUUCGCAGAAGAGCUCUGCAAGUAUUAAAUCUGGCCUUUUGGAAACCAAGGCCUCACUGCCUUUGUGUUCUUAAAGUAGGUGGACUUGGUGAUACGGUAUCUGUACCUAGAAAGGCAGAUG
Dipodomys ordii (Ord's kangaroo rat) is the source of this 5588-nucleotide messenger RNA. RefSeq names its product Wolf-Hirschhorn syndrome candidate 1-like 1 (gene Nsd3). The record is from RefSeq and is a predicted model, not a curated record. Gene Ontology annotation, cellular component: nucleus; chromatin. The coding region runs from base 560 to 4882 and encodes 1440 amino acids. NCBI's taxonomy places the organism in Eukaryota, Metazoa, Chordata, Mammalia, Rodentia, Heteromyidae. Gene Ontology annotation, biological process: regulation of DNA-templated transcription. Gene Ontology annotation, molecular function: histone H3K36 methyltransferase activity. The transcript has 24 exons.